Messenger RNA from Cucurbita pepo subsp. pepo (vegetable marrow), 1035 nucleotides. NCBI's taxonomy places the organism in Eukaryota, Viridiplantae, Streptophyta, Magnoliopsida, Cucurbitales, Cucurbitaceae. The record is from RefSeq and is a predicted model, not a curated record.
UUUGAUUUGAUAUGAGGCCCGGGUACCCCCCUCAGUCUUAAACCCGUGGUCACGCUCACACGCACACCAACUGUUUGAUGAAAUGUCAGCUCGAGAUGCUGAUUCGUCAUAUGAUCUAUGGCACCCUUUCCUAGGCAUCUCUCCUCCACUUUACUUGCAGAGCGGCUUUCUUUUGUGGGCUGUAAUUAUCUUUGUCAGCCUUUCGUAUUACUGUUCUGUCACUACCCAUUGUCGGGUGCCCUGAGAAGUGACUCGAGCAAUGGCUGCUCGGUCUGUUUACUCUUCAUCAGUGCCUUCGCUGCCACCACCUUGUCCAAAGUCUCCACCUGAGUACCCGGAUUUGUAUGGGAAGCGUCGGGAAAUAGCCAAGAUUCAUAUGCUUGAAAGAGAAAUUGGUAUUCUUGAGGACGAACUAAAAUCUGUUGAAAGUCUUCAACCCGUCUCUAUAUGCUGCAAAGAGAUUAGCGACUUUGUUACGGUCAACUCAGAUCCAUUGACGCCUACAUGUAGGACAAAACAUAAGCGAUGCCGCUUCUGGAAGUGGUUAUGCGGAUUUCCUUGCUUUAAUUUGUCAUGGCUGUGCUGCUGCUCUUGCACUGGAUGCUCUGUCUCCCUUGAGGUGCCUCGCUGCUGUGUUUGCAAACCAUGCAACUUCCCAUCAUGUUCAAACUGCUGUAAUAAGCCGAAGUGUAGUUUCUUCUCCUGUCCCUCUUCAUUUUGCUGUAGAAACAUCUCGUGCCGUAGACGGUGUUGCAUUUUGUCAUUACCUUCGAUCUCAUGCUCCGAUGGCUGCCGCUGCUGCGAAUGCAAAUGCAGCUGUAAGUGCUCUUUUCCAAAAUGUUCACAGGUACCUUCUUGUCGCUUCUGUACAAAAUCCUGUUGUGACCCCUGCUCUUUAUGUUGUUGGUUUUGACCCCUGCUCGCUUCUGAUAUAAUCAAUGUACAUUAUUAUGAAUAUAUUCUACUUUUUAUUGAUUUUGUCCAUAUUUAUUAGUGGGAAUACGAUUGGUAUGCCUUUUAAAUUAUUUAAGACAA